GUGCUGUGGAGCGUCCGGCGCGCAACUUCCAGGGUGCACGCGGCGAGGCACGCAGGGCCGCAUGGAGGCCACGGAGAAGCAGCAUCUGUUGGACGCCAGGCCUGGAGCCCGGUCUUACAGAUCUCUGUGGCAGGAUGGGCCUGGCUGGGUCCCUAUGUCCUCACCUGGCAUGGAUUUGCAGCCCAUUGAGAUGGCUACCAAGAGCAUCCAUUACUGUCAUGCCCAGAAGGGUCCUAGCAGUCAUUGCGACCCCAAGAAGAAGCAGGCCUGGCGCCAGCUCUGUGUGGCCUCUGCCUUCUGCCUGCUGUUCAUGAUUGGGGAAGUAAUUGGUGGUUACCUAGCACACAGCUUGGCAAUCAUGACAGAUGCAGCCCACCUGCUCACUGACUUGGCCAGCAUGCUCAUCAGCCUCUUCUCUCUCUGGAUGUCCUCCCGGCCAGCCACCAAGACCAUGAACUUCGGCUGGCAGCGAGCUGAAAUCCUGGGCGCCCUGCUCUCUGUGCUGUCCAUCUGGGUUGUGACUGGGGUACUGGUGUACCUGGCGGUGGAACGGCUCACCUCUGGGGACUAUGAGAUCGAGGAGGGAACCAUGCUGAUCACAUCGGGCUGUGCUGUGGUUGUGAACAUCAUAAUGGGGUUGAUUCUUCACCAGUCCGGCCAUGGACACAGUCAUGGCCAUGGGCACAGUCAUGGCCAUGGGCACAGCCACGACAGCAGCCAGCAGCAGGAGAACCCCAGUGUCCGAGCUGCCUUUAUCCACGUGAUUGGAGACUUUCUGCAGAGCUUGGGUGUUCUGGUGGCAGCCUAUAUUUUAUACUUCAAGCCAGAGUACAAGUAUAUAGACCCCAUCUGCACCUUCCUCUUCUCCAUCCUCGUCCUGGGAACAACCGUAACCAUCCUGAGAGAUGUGAUCCUGGUGCUGAUGGAAGGGACCCCCAAGGGCAUGGACUUCAUUGCUGUGCGGGAUCUGCUGCUGUCGGUGGAUGGGGUGGAAGGUUUGCACAGCCUGCAUAUCUGGGCGCUGACCGUGGCCCAGCCUGUCCUGUCUGUCCACAUCGCCAUCGCUCAGAACACAGACUCCCAGGCUGUGCUGAAGGCAGCCAGUGCCCUCCUGCAGGGGAAGUUCCACUUCCACACUAUGACCAUCCAGAUCGAGGACUACUCUGAGGACAUGAAGGACUGCCAGUCAUGCCAGGGCCCCUCGGACUGAUGGCUUGGCCACGCACCAACUGGGGCAUAGACAGGCCUGCAGAUGGCUGGACUGAGUGUUCCCCGGGCCCAGCCAGGACUCUGCCUCCCACCACUGUGUUAUAAACCAGGUGCCUCUCCUGAUGGCUGCUCCAUGUUCAGUGUGGAGAAGCCUUGUCCCACUCCAGGAAUGGACGGUUUCCCUGCCUCUGCCACCUGACUACAGCAGCCCCAGGAUGGGAACUCCGCAGGUGUAAAGCUAGCAUCAUCCCGCUCUUCCAGCAAACAGGUCAGCUCCUGGCAGGCCUGGGUUUGGGCCUAAUCCUCAAUUAAUGCUGUCCUACCACCAGCCUUGGAAAGGCAAUGAGGCGUAGUGAGCGGCGACAGACGGGAUACUGACUUCAAUGUCCCCUCACCUACUUGCCUCAUUUCUCAUUUUCAGUCUGUCUGGCCUUUGCCUUUUGAAUCUGUAAAGAAGUUUUGGAACAGAGCCCCCUCCCUCUGCCUCUAACAAUAUGGUUUUAGGAGGCCUUAGGUGUCGAGGAGUUGUGAGGACCCUGCACACUCAUGUGGGUCUGCCUGGGCUGGCCUGUGCCUUAGUCACUUCAGCUGUGUGCCAAAUGUUUCCUUUUCCUGGAGGGAGGGGGCUUCUGACUAGGUCAGAACUUGGCUGGUUUCCUCUUUCCUUAUUCCUCCAGCCCAGGGAGCUGAGCUAACACAAAGGUGCCCCAGUGGGAGGGCUGGAGGUGGAGAGGUUUCAGCUUGGGUCCUGCCCUAACAGCCCCACAGCCCUGGGCCACCUCUCUCGCCCUGAUAGUGUCUGAGGGGUCGAGGACACUCUGUUGCUGGUACAGCCUGGCCUGCUCAGAACUUGGGGGUAGAGAACACAGAAGGUACAACCUGAACCAGAGACCCCAGCUUCCUGGGGUGUGUGUGAAGAUUCCUGAAUUAGGGGGUGGCUGGUGUUUACAAGAUGAAGGGGGGGGGGACCUGUCCCCAGUCUCACAGAGGAGGCAGCAAUGCCCAGUCAUCAGGUGGCCCUAAUCAAGUGGUCUGUCUCUGCCCUCAGGGAGGUCAGAGCCUCUUGCGUCUACAGAAUGAGAAUGUUGACACCUACCUCACAGGGUUGUUGUGAGGACCAAAGCCAAAGUCCGCUGAGCA
This is a messenger RNA of Camelus dromedarius (Arabian camel), 2349 nucleotides long. RefSeq names its product solute carrier family 30 member 2 (gene SLC30A2). Gene Ontology annotation, biological process: response to zinc ion; zinc ion transmembrane transport. Gene Ontology annotation, cellular component: plasma membrane. Bases 62 to 1210 code for a protein of 382 amino acids. The transcript is spliced from 8 exons. The record is from RefSeq and is a predicted model, not a curated record. Lineage: Eukaryota; Metazoa; Chordata; Mammalia; Artiodactyla; Camelidae. Gene Ontology annotation, molecular function: zinc ion transmembrane transporter activity.